Molecule: messenger RNA, 2012 nt
Organism: Perca fluviatilis (European perch)
Lineage: Eukaryota; Metazoa; Chordata; Actinopteri; Perciformes; Percidae
Product: armadillo repeat-containing protein 1-like
Exons: 7
Coding region: 265-1095 (276 amino acids)
Molecular function (GO): protein binding; metal ion binding
Source: RefSeq, a predicted model, not a curated record
UGGCCGCCCUGGUUGCCUUCAGCAGGAAGAAUCGCCACAGUUUAUUUACUGUCCCUGUCAUCAGCAUCAGAAAUAGGUUUUCUUAUUAAAUGUGGCAGAAAUCAACCCGUAAAUCAGCGCAGUCCGUCUUCAGAGUGUCACGUGAGACUGAUAAAGGGGAAGCUAACCGGACAGCUAACCGCUAACGUUAGCCGGUUAGCCCGCUGCAAGGUGCCGGCAGUGCCCGUCUGAGUGAAUCGUUGCAUGGGGGAGUGACUGUCGGCCAUGAUGAGCGCGGAGCCGGACGCCCUGGCCGUGGUCAACCAGCUGCGGGACCUGGCCGCUGACCCCAUGAACCGCCGGGCCAUCGUACAGGACCAGGGCUGCCUGCCGGGACUCAUCCUGUUCCUGGACAACCCCAACCCUCAGGUCGUCUACUCCGCCCUGCUGGCGAUCCGGUACCUGGCAGAAUGCCGAGCCAACCGGGAGAAGCUGAAGGGGGAGCUGGGGAUGAUGCUGAGCCUGCAGAACGUCAUGCAGAAGUCGACGACUCCCGGGGAGACGAAGCUGCUGGCGUCGGAGAUCUACGAGCUGCUGCAGGCGUUCGGCAGCGACGGCGCCGAGCAGGCCGAGACGUCCGUCAGCAGCCGGCGGAAAGCCCAGUUCUUCCUGGGCUCCAGCAACAAGAGGGCCAAGACCGUCAUCCUGCACAUCCAGGGGCUGGACGACUCGAGCCGGAGGAGUCUGUGUGAAGACGCCCUGCUGAAGAUCCGAGGAGUGAUCAGCUUCACCUUCCAGAUGACCGUCAAGAGAUGCAUCGUCCGAAUCCGAUCGGACCUGAAGGCCGAGGCUCUGGCGUCUGCGAUCGCGUCCACCAACGUGAUGACGGCGCAGCAGGUGGUGAAAGGAGAGAACGGAGACGAGGUUUUGAUCCCGCUGGCGACGGACGGUUCGGUGACGGUGGAGCAGAACGCGGCGCUGCCGGACUACCUGCCGGAGGAAGAGAGUCCGUCUCUGGAGCCCGACAAGGCGGUGACCCGCGUGGGAUCGGGCCAGGACGGGAGCAGCUGGCUGGGCACCGCCACCAACUUCCUGUCCCGCUCUUUUUACUGGUGACUCGCUUAAAAACCCCUAACCCGCCUCGUCUCAGAACCUAAACCUACCCGGCUGCCAAAUCUCACCGCUGUCUGUUACACACACUCAACCGUGGAGGUACGAGACAAGAACUCUUCUGUUCUUACCACUGCACUUUUGAAUAUGUUCCCUUAAUGGUACAGUAUUGUUUUUUAAGAGGCCAGAACUGGACCUUUUGACUAAUUUGAGGGUAUUAAAUCAAAGAGAAGGGGACACGGUUGCCUCUCAAAAGGAAACCUCUCCUGCGACAAACAUUUGUCCCAUUUAGGAACUCAACGUUACUUCUGGAGACGAGAAACAUGAGACCAUCUUCUUGGAACAGUGAGAGCGAAAGCAGGAUGAUGGAAACACGCCACUGUUAACGCCAUUGUAAACCGGUCCGUCAAGACACCAUGUGAGUUGCGCACGUGCCGAACGGCCGCCGUCUUUGACAGCUAGCUACGGCAACGCCACAAAAGACAAACCACAUGGUUGCCGAGCGAUGCGAUACGCGAAAACGGUCCAUAAAUACUCACGACUAACAUCGUGUCUCAACGGGGUCUCUCUGUUCCAAACCAAGUUGUCUUAACGGGCUGGAAGUGAACUGCUGUGUGUGUGUGUGUGUGUGUGUGUGUGUGUGUGUGUGUGUGUGUGUGUGUGUGUGUGUGUGUGUGUGUGUGUGUGUGUGUGUGUGUGUGUGUGUGUGUGUGUGUGUGUGUGUGUGUGUGAACUGAACAGGACGUCCCGUCUCGUCCUCUUACCUUUUUAUUGUUCUUAUUUGACUUUUCUUCCACAGUUUGACGUGCCUUCAGUUCCUCUGAUCCACUUUCAGCUUUAUAUUAUUUAUUGUUAUUUCAAUCAUAGGCUCUCAACACUCUUCUGUUGGAGGUUUCCAAAUAUUAUCAUGCUUCAUUACACUU